This is a messenger RNA of Penicillium coprophilum, 4545 nucleotides long. RefSeq lists its product as uncharacterized. NCBI's taxonomy places the organism in Eukaryota, Fungi, Ascomycota, Eurotiomycetes, Eurotiales, Aspergillaceae. Bases 1 to 4545 code for a protein of 1514 amino acids. Gene Ontology annotation, biological process: DNA replication; double-strand break repair via homologous recombination. Gene Ontology annotation, cellular component: nucleus; cytoplasm; RecQ family helicase-topoisomerase III complex. Gene Ontology annotation, molecular function: ATP binding; 3'-5' DNA helicase activity; four-way junction helicase activity. The record is from RefSeq and is a predicted model, not a curated record. The transcript is spliced from 3 exons.
AUGACGAAGAAUAACUUAGCGAUUCAUCUCAAAUGGUUGAUAACCCAAGGGAAACCUCUCUGCAAUCCUCUGGCUCAAACUAGCCUGCCUGAAGACAAUCACGUAUCGCAGCAAGCAAUUUCCCCCGCCGACGAAUCCGCGACUCUCGAUGAUAUCCUUGAAGACGUGGAGGAUGAGACGGAUGUAUCAAUGGCUAGAUUGCUACCCCAAUCGGCAAGCAAGCCUCGAAUGCUGAGCCGACACGACGCGGUCCCCACCAGCACUCCAUCCACUACAAAGAAACGGGCUUCGCCGAAACAAUCAAGCAUAGUGCGAGAGUCUUUCCGAGACCCACCAUUAUCAUCAUACAAACCCGCCUGCCAAAAGUCACUUCCAUUGCGACCAGAUAGUUUCCACGCACCUGGACGUGAUGAUAUUGAAUCGAUUGAUCUGACAGGAGAGCUUGAUCAAUCCAUAUUAUCAUCCUCAGAUACUAUCCCAGCCAGUGAGCACCGCGUAUCAUGGGCAGAAGAAAGCACACCAUCCGGAACUCGUGAGAAACGCGGCAAAAAGCGCAAAAGCGAUGAGUACACAUCCGAUCUUCUUUCCCCAUCGAAACAUGCGACCAAGAUUCGAACUCCCUCGAAAUCGGCUCGGCCUCCCGCCGUUAGAGACGUUGUAUCGGAAAAGCCCACCAUCGCACGUCAACCAACUCAAGCAACUCACACGAAAACCCAAAGCGCGACAAAACGACCUGAACAUACUUCACCUGUUCCCCCACAGAGCCAUCGAAAACGAGUGAUUGCGGAUUCAGAUGAUGAUGAGGAUCUCUUUGACGGCUGGGUCGAUAAUGAAGAUACAGCCGAUAAGAUGAUUCUGGAUGCCGAGGAGAGUCUGUACCCAAUACUCCCCGCGAUGAGUCCAGCGGCGGACGAGGAAAAGGUCGAGAUCAAACAUUCGCAAUUGGAAUCUACACCCAAAGCAGCUUUUCCAACUGCGCAACCGUCAACUCGGCCGAAGAAAAGGACAGCUGCUAAAGACCCCAUACCGUCAACACCUUGGUCGAAGCCGUCCAACUCACCGGAAAGAGAUCCGGACCUUGUGAAGUUUUUGGCCCUUGGGAACAAUGCUUUCGCGCAUGCAAUCUCCAAAUUGAGGUCUACUCUGCAGAAGAAUUCUGAGAUAGUUUAUCAGCAGGCCAUGGAGGGUCAACCAGUCCCAGAAUUGAUUGCUGAAAACAAGGCUCUUGUCGCUCAGAUCGAGGUAAUUGAAUCGCUACAGAAGCAUCAAAACUCGCACAAGGGCAGUGUUUCUCGUAAGCAAGACUUGAAGCAGAAUCUGAUACAUGCGAUUUCACAAGGUCUUGACCCAACAACUAUGCCAGAAGAGCUUGCGCAGAGUCGAGCAGUCGAGGCAGAGUUGGAGCAAACCGAAAGAGAAAUCUGCCAGCUUCUAUCCCAAGCCGACAUCCUCGAGUUGGCACAUGAUUGUCCAUCCGACCCUUCUCCCCAGAAAUUUACUCAGCCUACCUUCGAAGCUCACGCAAUCACCCGGGGGGCCCCUCUUUUCUCUUCUUCGCGGGCCGACCUGAACACAGCCCAACAACGAUCAUCAUCAACAAGUCCUAGAAAGACCAAAGAGACACAUCGGCCGGAUACCUAUGAGAACUGUGUUUCUCGGAAUAUGGGCUCCCCGCCGUUGGGUUCGAUGGAUCUUGAUGAAUUCGACUGGAAUGUCAGCGACGAUGAGAUAUUGGAGGCGGCAGGGGGCUUCAAUGGUGCUCAUUCGAUACCUGUUCUCGAGCAAGCCAGUCAAACGCGCAAAGUUUUCGCAGAGACCUCCGGCAACAUCCUCAAGGCUCCCGUCCCGAAGAAGUCGCCCGGCCAUAGCGCCUUCUGGUCAAACCAUCCAUGGUCUCAAGAAGUAAGGAAAGUGUUGAAAGAUCGAUUCCACCUCCGCGGAUUCCGACCUAAUCAACUUGAAGCCAUCGAUGCAACACUUGCCGGUAAAGAUACCUUCAUUCUCAUGCCUACUGGAGGAGGAAAGUCGCUAUGUUAUCAAUUACCUUCUGUGGUUACGGGCGGACGCACCACUGGAGUGACGAUCGUGAUAUCUCCGUUGCUGAGUCUGAUGGAGGAUCAAGUAUCACAUCUCCGGAAGUUGAGCAUUAAAGCCUUUAUGGUUAAUGGCGAUACCAACCAGGAAGAAAAAUCGUGGAUCAUGAGCCAGCUCUCAAAUGGAGGUGGCGAGGGGAUGGAGGUCCUGUACAUCACUCCUGAGAUGCUCAGUAAAAGCCAAGCCUUGAUCAGAGCCCUAGAGAAGCUUCAUCGAGCAAAGAGACUAGCACGUCUGGUCAUCGACGAGGCCCACUGCGUUAGCCAAUGGGGACAUGAUUUCCGACCUGACUAUAAAGAGCUAGGAGAGGUUCGAGCCAGGUUUCCUGGUGUACCUGUUAUGGCCCUCACAGCCACCGCCACUGAGAAUGUCAAAGUUGACGUGAUGCACAAUCUCAAAAUAACCGAUUGUGAAGUGUUUUUGCAGAGUUUCAACCGUCCUAAUCUAACCUACGAGGUUCGGUCGAAGGGAAAGAAUGAUGAAGUUUUGGCCAGCAUGGCGGAAACCAUUACAAGCUCAUACCGGAAUCAGUGCGGAAUUAUCUACUGCCUCUCGCGAAAGACGUGUGAUAAAGUUGCAGAAGAUCUACGAGAGAAAUACCGCCUCAAGGCACUCUCUUAUCAUGCGGGUAUGGCUUCGAAGGCAAAAUCGGAAGCUCAGAGUAAGUGGCAGCUGGGCCGAGUGCAUAUCAUUGUUGCCACUAUUGCAUUCGGAAUGGGAAUUGACAAGGCCGAUGUGCGAUUCGUCAUGCACCACAGCAUCCCAAAGAGUCUCGAGGGUUAUUAUCAAGAAACCGGUCGUGCUGGUCGAGACGGCAAGCGUUCUGGCUGCUAUCUUUACUAUGGCUACAAAGAUACAGCAACUUUGAAGCGUAUGAUUGAUGCAGGAGAUGGCAAUGGUCAGCAAAAAGGCCGUCAAAAGCAGAUGCUGCGAAAUGUGGUUCAAUUUUGUGAGAACCGCAGCGAUUGCAGACGAGUGCAAGUCCUCGCUUAUUUUGCAGAAUACUUCCGCCGAGAGGACUGCAACAACACUUGUGACAACUGCAAGUCUGAUCUGGUGUUUGAGCUCCAUGACUUUACCGAGCAGGCAUCCUGGGCCAUCAAAAUUGUGAGACAAUUUCAGAACACACAGGAGAAGGUGACUGUGCUCUACUGCUGUGACAUACUUCGUGGAGACUGCAAACGGCCUAAAGCUCCAGAGCAUCGCAAGAUGCCGGGAUAUGGAAAGGGAUCCGACCUCGACCGUGGAGCAGCCGAACGUCUGUUCUACCGGUUGUUGGGCGAAGAUGCAUUGGCCGAAGACAACGUGAUCAAUAAAAGUGACUUUGCUGUUCAGUAUCUCAUUCUCGGCCGUCGUGCAGCAGAGUAUGAGAGUGGCCAGCGGCAAAUGAAAUUACAGGUUCGUGCCUCGCCAAAUAGUAAGACCAAGGCCAGGAGCAAGCCCACGGGUGCCGUGCAGAAGAAAAAGUCAGGCAAUUCAAGUGGCGACCCCCAGUCCACCAUGGUCUCUUCUCCGGUGCAAGCUGCUCAAGACCGUCGUCUUGAUCGUUAUCAAUACACCGGUGCUCCAGCCGCACAUUUCUCAGCCGGUGAGGAUAGUGAUGGCUUUGAACCGAUUCGAACGACUGGCAAAUCUCGUCGCACAAAUACACGUGAGAUGGGUCCUCCAAUCACCAGCGAUGAGAAGUUGGAUCGACUUGAUCAUAUGCAUCGUGUAGUCGUGGAGGACUUCCAGGAGCAUGCUAAAAUCAUGCUUCAAGACCUUGUUGUUAAGAAGGGACUUCGGUGCCAACCGUUUUCUGAUCAGGUGCUACGCGAUAUGGGAAUAUCCUUCCCCAAAAGUAAACACAUCUUUCUCGAUACAUUGGAGGACCUAGUUAACAACGAAAUAGAUCUUACCGAGCUUUCUGCGAUCCCGGGUAUCGAUCCAGACAAGGUACAACGCUACGGCCGGCAGAUCCUGGGGUUGGUUGAUAAUGCAAAGCGGCGCUACCUGGAAAUGACGCAGGAAGCAGAAACUAGCGGCGUCGUUCCGGAUCCCAACCACCAUAACGUCAUCAAUCUCAGCAGCAGCGAUGAGUAUAGUGACGACGACUUGUUUAUGGAUGAGGUUUCUGCCUUUAAUCUGGACAAUCCUGUCUCGACCGCACCCAAUAAUGCAACCGAAAACAUCACAAGCCGCUACUUCCCUCCACCAGCAUCUCCGGGGUAUGACUCUGGUGACGACUGGGAAUCUGGCACUGCGCCUUCUGGCUCCAAGAGUCGCAAGCGCCAGCCUGCCAGUGGCAAGCGACCUGCCCGACGGAAGCAUGGCUCUACUGGCAGCUGGAAGGGCAAAGGCGCGCGAACAAAAGCAAAAUCCGCGGAUCGUUCUACAAGCCAGUCUUCUGCCCCGCGAAAGAACGCCAGGGCCAAAAUCCCCAAGUCCACGAUUGGAAUGAUGCCUAUUUGA